CAUGGCCCAGCCCGGCGGCGAGGAGGCUCUGCCCGGGCCCCAGACCGCGGUGCAAAUCCGCGUCGCCAUCCAGGAGGCCGAGGACGCGGAGGAGCUGGAGGACGAGGAGGAGGGCGCGGAGGCGCGGGGCGCGGGGGAUCCCGCGCGGUAUCUGAGCCCCGGCUGGGGCAGCGCCAGCGAGGAGGAGCCGAGCCGCGGGCACAGCGGCGCCCGGACAAGUGGGGGCGAGAAUGAGCAUGAGGACCUGGAGCAGGAGUGGAAGCCCCCAGACAAGGAGUUAAUCAGGAAACUGGUGGAUCAGAUUGAAUUCUACUUCUCCGACGAAAACCUGGAGAAGGAUGCCUUCCUGCUGAAGCACGUGAGGAGGAACAAGCUGGGCUAUGUGAGCGUUAAGCUGCUCACGUCCUUCAAAAAGGUGAAACACCUUACACGGGACUGGAGAACCACAGCGCAUGCCCUCAAGUACUCAGUGACCCUGGAGUUGAAUGAGGACCACCGGAAGGUGAGGAGGACCACCCCUGUCCCGCUCUUCCCCAAUGAGAAUCUCCCCAGCAAGAUGCUCCUGGUCUAUGAUCUCCACCUGUCCCCCAAGCUGUGGGCCUUGGGCACCCCCCAAAAGAACGGGAGGGUGCAGGAGAAGGUGAUGGAACACCUGCUCAAGCUCUUUGGGACCUUUGGAGUCAUCUCAUCAGUGCGGAUCCUCAAACCUGGGAGAGAGCUGCCCCCUGACAUUCGGAGGAUCAGCAGCCGGUACAGCCAGGUGGGGACCCAGGAGUGCGCCAUCGUGGAGUUUGAGGAGGUGGACGCUGCCAUCAAAGCCCAUGAGUUCAUGGCCGCGGAAUCUCAGGGGAAGGAGAACAUGAAAGCUGUCCUGAUUGGUAUGAAGCCACCCAAAAAGAAACCUCCCAAAGACAAGACCCAGGACGAGGAGCCCACCGCCAGCAUCCACCUGAACAAGUCUCUGAACAAGCGAGUCGAGGAGCUUCAGUACAUGGGUGACGAGUCUUCCGCCAACAGCUCCUCGGACCCCGAGAGCAAUCCCGCGUCCCCCAUGGCUGGCCGGCGGCAUGCGGGCACCAGCAAACUCAGCCCUUCGGGCCACCAGAAUCUCUUUCUGAGCCCCAACGCCUCCCCGUGCUCAAGUCCCUGGAGCAGUCCCUUGGCUCAACGCAAAGGCGUUUCCAGAAAAUCCCCUCUGGCCGAGGAAGGCAGGCCGAACCCCAGCACCAGCCCCGAGGCCGCGCGCAAGUGCACCGAUUACUCCUCCGACAGCAGCGUCACUCCCUCCGGCAGCCCCUGGGUUCGGAGGCGCCGCCAGGCCGAGAUGGGGACACAGGAGAAGAGCCCCCGAGCCAGCCCGCUGCUCUCCCGGAAGAUGCAGACUGCGGACGGGUUACCUGUGGGGGUGCUGAGGUUGCCCAGAGGCCCCGACAACACCAGAGGAUUCCAUGGUGGGCACGAGAGGGGCAGGGCCCAAGUAUAAAUAAAUGCCUCCUAUUUUUAUACCGGCUCCGUUGGAAACCACCUGUUUUCAAGGUUCUGACAAACACCUGGCAUGACAUAGAAUGAAAUUAAGCCCUCUUGCAAAGAUUUUGGAUAUGUGUAAACCUCUUAAUUUAUAUAUUUGUAAUGAUAUAACUUGUCUGGUACGCUCUGGUUUUAAGACCAUCUUCUAGUUCAGAACAUCCCUUCCUGCUGGCGUGACCGCGUCUCGGCGCUGCAGCCUUGUGUGGAUGUCGCGGCUCUGUAUGGCCGUGGGGCAGGCGAGGUGUGGCAGCCAGGAUCCUCUUCAGGGCAGGGUUCUUCUCUCUGGUGACUCGGGUGUCCUCAGCGGCGUGCAGGGGCUUCCUGAGAGCCCAGAGUUCUGUUGUGCAGUGGCAACUGGUUAAGCCUGUAGCAUGAUGUCUUCUAGGACCUAAUGUAUGUUUCCUGUCAAGUGAAUAAAAAAUAAAACCC
Messenger RNA from Molossus molossus (Pallas's mastiff bat), 1956 nucleotides. RefSeq names its product La ribonucleoprotein 6, translational regulator (gene LARP6). The record is from RefSeq and is a predicted model, not a curated record. Bases 2 to 1483 code for a protein of 493 amino acids. The transcript is spliced from 3 exons. Lineage: Eukaryota; Metazoa; Chordata; Mammalia; Chiroptera; Molossidae. Gene Ontology annotation, biological process: RNA processing. Gene Ontology annotation, molecular function: mRNA binding. Gene Ontology annotation, cellular component: nucleus.